UCGCCAUAAUGACCAAACCAAAAUGGCUGCUCUCAGAGAUUAGUUGACAGUCAGCUGGAUUCGGUUUGAUUAGAGCCUUGUGUAUUUCAACGACUCUCUAAAAUGAAACGACUAAAUAAGUAGCACAGCAGCAAGAGUGAACGUUAUUCAUAAAACUACGGAUGCACUGGAUUUCGAGAUCACAAUGAUCAAGUUCCUUCUGAUGGUUAACAAGCAGGGCCAGACCCGCCUGUCUAAGUAUUAUGAGCAGGUGGACAUUGAGAAGAGGCCUUCUCUGGAGACUGAUGUUGUCAAGAGAUGCCUGUCACGCAAAAAAGAAGAGUGCUCUUUUGUGGAAUACAAGGACUUCAGACUAGUGUAUCGACAGUAUGCUGCUCUCUUCAUAGUUGUUGGUAUCAGUGACACGGAGAAUGAGCUGUCAAUCUAUGAGCUGGUACACAACUUUGUUGAGGUUCUUGACAAGUACUUUAGUCGUGUGAGUGAAUUGGAUAUCAUGUUCAACCUGGAUAAAGUGCACAUCAUCAUUGAUGAGAUUAUCCAGAAUGGACACAUAGUGGAGACCAACAAGAACCGCAUCCUGGCACCUCUACUUGCUCUGGACAAGAUGGCUGAGGCACAUUGAGCAGUUGUUUGAACCAUAGACUUAGACCUCGCAUCAUUGUAUCUGUCCAAUUAUGGCGUCUUUAAGAGCAUGGGCAGCGCCAUUAAGGCCAUCUCCAUUAUGAAGUACUCAAUUUUCUUCUAUGAGUUGAGAAACGGAAAGGGUGCACGCUGCCACCUAGAGUGUGUUUUACAGUAAUAAA
Molecule: messenger RNA, 803 nt
Organism: Oncorhynchus tshawytscha (Chinook salmon)
Lineage: Eukaryota; Metazoa; Chordata; Actinopteri; Salmoniformes; Salmonidae
Gene: ap4s1
Product: adaptor related protein complex 4 subunit sigma 1
Exons: 6
Coding region: 185-622 (145 amino acids)
Biological process (GO): protein transport; vesicle-mediated transport
Cellular component (GO): intracellular membrane-bounded organelle
Source: RefSeq, a predicted model, not a curated record